CCACCCUUGUUUCCAAAAACUUAGAAACCCCAAAUAAUUCUAUCUCUGAAUUCUUCAUCUUCAAUAACCACAUCACUGCCCAACCCAAUGAUGGAAACUCAUUAAGUGGAGAUUGCUUUGGUUUUUUCUGUGAGCCUCCAUGCUUUCUUCCACUCAUCAGUUUUAGCUGCUGCUGUUGCUGCUACUUAUGCUGCUUCAUCAAUAACCACUUCACCUUUUAUUCUUCGAUUUUCCUCUUUUUCUCUUCAUUCAGAACCCCUAUUUUAUGUUUGAUUUCCUUCACUCAAUUCCACUCUUUUUCAGUUUCCCCUUCAAAUCUCCGCUUGGAAUCAUAGAGGAAGAACGACCAAAAAACAAAAUGUUGUGGAAUAGGUUCACCCCGUCAAAAGUAAGCUUUCUUGGCUGGCACUUUUUGUUGGAUCUUUUGUCGAUAAAAGAUAAUCCUAUGAGCAGAGAACUCACCCUAGCUAACCAUGGAGAAUCUUUGGUUGUGCGUCGUAGUCUACAUGCUACCAUAACCAAGGAUGAAGAUUGGCUUCGACAUAACAUCUUUCACACCAGAUGCACUUCUCGAGGGAAAGCCUGUAAUGUCAUCAUUGACAGUGGAAGUUGUGAGAAUGUUGUGUCAAAUUACAUGGUUGAGAAGCUAGGUCUGCCUGUCAAAGAUCAACCCCAUCCAUACAAGUUACAAUGGCUACGAAAGGGAAACGAGGUAAAAGUAACCAAACGUUGCCUUGUCUCUUUUUCUAUUGGUAACAGGUACCAAGACGAAGUAUGGUGUGAUGUUAUUCCUAUGGAUGCUUGUCACUUGUUACUUGGUCGCCCUUGGCAAUUUGACCGAAAGGCUAUCCAUGACGGCCAUACCAACACCUACUCGUUUGUGAGAGAUGGUGUGAAGGUCAAGCUCACUCCCUUGAAACCUGAAGAAACACUUGAAAAGAAGGAUGAGGACAAGGCUUUAAUCUCCAGAUCAACCUUUCAGAGGUUGCACCAAGAGUCGGGGAUAGCAUGUCUCCUACUAUUAUCCAAAGUAAAUGAUGCCACCUGCCCUUUUCCAGAAGCAAUUCGAUCUUUCCUUGAAGAAUUUUCUGAUGUUGUUCCUGACGAGAUCCCUCCUAGAUUACCAACAAUGAGAGACAUUCAGCAUGCCAUUGAUUUCAUCCCAGGAUCUGUCAUUCCAAACAAGCCUACUUAUCGGAUAAAUCCUCAAGAGUAUGAAGAACUUCAACGACAAGUCAAAGAACUGAUGGAGAAAGGACUUGUCAAGGAAAGUGUUAGCCCAUGUGCCAUGCCUGUGCUACUCGUCCCAAAAAAAGACGGAACUUGGAGAAUGUGUGUAGAUAGUCGAGCAGUCAACAAAAUCACUAUCAAGUACCGCUUCCCAAUUCCACGUCUUGAUGAUAUGCUUGAUCAACUGCAUGGAGCUACUAUCUUCUCAAAGAUUGAUUUGAGAAGUGGAUAUCACCAGAUUCGAAUGCGUCUCGGUGAUGAAUGGAAGACAGCAUUCAAAACUAGAGAUGGUUUGUACGAGUGGACGGUCAUGCCAUUUGGAUUGUUGAAUGCUCCCAGCACUUUCAUGCACCUUAUGAACCAGGAGCACCUAGACCAUCUUCGGCAAGUUUUUGAAGUCCUUAGAGAACAGAAACUUUAUGCUAAUCUCAAGAAAUGUUCAUUCCUCACUACAAGUGUGACAUUUCUUGGAUACAUCAUCACUGCUCAAGGUAUCAAGAUGGACCCCAGUAAGAUUGAUGCUAUUGUCAACUGGCCUACACCAACAUCGAUGCAUGAUGUUCGAAGCUUCCAUGGCCUGGCAUCUUUUUACCGGAGAUUCAUCAAGAAUUUUAGUUCUAUUGUUGCCCCAAUCACUUACAGCCUUAAGGGUGACAAAUUUUCAUGGAGUAGCAAAGCCCAACAGAGUUUUGAAGAAUUAAAGAGGAAGCUCACUGAAACCUUUGUACUUGCACUUCCCAACUUUGACCUGAUGUUUGAAGUAGAUUGUGAUGCUUCUAAUGUUGGAAUUGGUGCAGUGUUGAGUCAAGAAGGUCGACCCAUUGCCUUCUUCAAUGAAAAGUUAAAUGACACAAAGCUCAGAUAUUCCACUUAUGACAAAGAAUUCUAUGCAAUUGUUCGAGCCUUAGAGCAUUGGAGUCAUUAUCUUCUUUCCAAAGAAUUCAUCUUGCACUCUGACCAUGAGGCAUUGAAGCACUUGAAUUCUCAACAGAAGAUCAGUCGCCAACAUGCUGCUUGGAGUGAAUUUCUACAAGCUUAUCCUUUCAUCCUCAAAUACAAAUCUGGAGUCCAGAAUCGUGUAGCUGAUGCUCUGAGUCGCCGACAUGCCUUGCUUACUUCCUUACAAAUGAAAGUCAUUGGAUUUGAAGUGAUCAAGGAGUUGUAUGAGGAUGAUCCUGAUUUUAGCAACAUUUGGCAAGCCACUCCUAAUCAAGCCUUUCAGCAAUAUCAUCGCCAGCAAGAUUACCUCUUCAAGGGUAACCGACUAUGUGUUCCACAUUGCUCACUCCGAGAUUCAAUUAUCUGGGAAGCACAUAAUGGUGGAUUAGCUAGUCAUUUUGGGAGAGACAAGACUUUAGCUCUUGUUAAAGAAAGUUUUUACUGGCCAAAGUUGGAGCAGAAUGUCAUUCGUCACAUUCAAAGAUGCAAAGUUUGUCACCAAGCCAAGACAAUCAAUCAAAACAUAGGGUUGUAUCUGCCAUUGCCUAUCCCAACUUCACCUUGGGAAGAUGUUAGUAUGGAUUUUGUCCUUGGUUUACCACGAACUCAACGAAGCAAGGAUUCUAUCAUGGUCGUGGUUGAUAGAUUUUCUAAAAUGGCUCACUUUAUUGCUUGUCAGAAAACUAAUGAUGCUUCUCUCAUUGCUGAGUUAUAUUUUAGAGAGAUUGUGUGUCUACAUGGAGUUCCAAAGACCAUCACUUCAGAUAGAGAUGUGAAGUUCAUGAGUCAUUUUUGGAGGACUUUAUGGAGAAAGAUGGGCACUCAACUCCAGUUUAGUUCUGCUAGCCAUUCCCAAACCGAUGGGCAAACUGAAGCUAUCAAUAAGAUUUUGGGGAAUCUACUACGAAGUUUUGUGGGAAAGAAUUUGCGACAAUGGGAUCUUGUGCUUGCCCAAGCUGAGUUUGCCUACAACAACUCUUUGAAUCAAGCUACGGGAAAAUGCCCAUUUGAAGUUGUAUAUAGAGUGCGUCCUCUCAAUCCUUUAGAUCUUGCUCCAUUGCCCACAUCUCAACAAUUUAGUGCAGAUGCUUAACAACGAGCCAAGGAGAUCAAGAAACUUCAUGAAGAAGUUCAUUAGAAGCUACAACGUCAAACCAUUAGGUAUAAGGCUCAUCAUGACAAGCACCGAAAGAAGGUUGUGUAUAAAGAAGGAGAUUGGGU
Messenger RNA from Rubroshorea leprosula, 3390 nucleotides. The record is from the annotation of a GenBank genome assembly. NCBI's taxonomy places the organism in Eukaryota, Viridiplantae, Streptophyta, Magnoliopsida, Malvales, Dipterocarpaceae.